AUGUUUUGCCCAACAAACCCAGUGAUAGAUGAAGCAGCAUUUAUUGUUUUAUUGGACACUGGCAGUGUUAAUUUUACCUGCACAGCUUCCCUCUCCUUCGUCCCUGUCACUUCCAGCCACUGCUUUUCUUAUCUUGGGGGUGGCCUCAUACAUAGUUUUUACCUAUGCAAAGAUAAUCUCUGUGGAGUCCAUGUGCAGGGAGAAAGUUUAGUUUACCACAAGCAAAUAAAUCAGAAAGCCAGUCUGUGUGUGACGACUGCUUGGCUUGUGCUUGUGUUGCUUCUUACAUCAUGGUAUACAUGCUUCUCCCUACACUCAGAUUAUCUCCAUGUAGGAAAAACAUUGUGCAGGGUAGGUCUAAGGUUCUUUGUGCUUUAA
This is a messenger RNA of Podarcis lilfordi (Lilford's wall lizard), 378 nucleotides long. The record is from the annotation of a GenBank genome assembly. NCBI's taxonomy places the organism in Eukaryota, Metazoa, Chordata, Lepidosauria, Squamata, Lacertidae.